Camelina sativa (false flax) is the source of this 457-nucleotide messenger RNA. NCBI's taxonomy places the organism in Eukaryota, Viridiplantae, Streptophyta, Magnoliopsida, Brassicales, Brassicaceae. The record is from RefSeq and is a predicted model, not a curated record.
GUGAUAUGGGAAUGGGAGGAUUACGCAACACGAGAAAAAUUCAACCCUCGUUCGUUUAAGAAGAAAGUCAGAUCAUCUCUCAAGAAGGACGGUUAUAUUGUCGGGGACUUGUCCAUCUGGAUUUACGCUCCUGAGAAUACAUGGUUGACUGAUAUGCAAUCGCAAGACAUAUUUUAUCACGCUGGGCUUGAAGUCAAUCCCCUUAAAGAAGAACCUGACUCUGAAUAUGAUGAAGGAGAAACUGCCUGUGAUUGUGAAGAAUGACUUAGCUGACUCCGAAUCGAAAUGUCCAUCUCUCGAAGGACACUCAUCAACAACUACCUCUGAAAUGCCUGUGGAUUUGUAACAAUUUAUUCCUAGCUUAAAAAAAGGCCUGUGUAUUUGGAAUUAAUAGUAUCUCCCCAAGUCUAAUACUAUAAGUUUAUAUAAUCUGAAAACGUGAAGACUCGUUGACAUC